UUUUCCUACUCCACCAAUCUGCUAUUACUAUUUUUGCGGUGACUUCUUUUUCCACUCAGUUUAAUACUCUCAAAACAUCUCAAAUAUUUGUUUAAAUUGGCAUCUAAGUAUCAUUUUUUGUGUCACUUUCUUUCCUAAUACUCCUAUUCCUUUUCUAUUUGUUCCCCUUUUAAAUACAAGUACUAAUCCUUCAACAAAUCGAAACAUCAUGGUAGGACAGUUGAGGGCGACAAAACCAAGUCGAAGCGACGAGGUUUUGGACAGCGAGGAACAAGUGAGGAUCACAAAUCAGAUCAAAGCUCAAUUCGAUGCUUUAAAACCUAAACGACCCAUUAAACCCAACAGAAGCGAACCUGAAACUCAAAACCCCGUUGACUCAACACUCUCUUCACACAACAUACCAGAGCUUCAAAAACUUCAAUCUCUUCAAUCUAUUAAUUCUCUCGCUAUACUUUCCUCAGAGAAUUUGGUGGAUCCGCAAGAUGAGUUUGUGGAGACUCACUAUUACAAGGAGUUGUUGUCCAUUGAUAAACAGCAUCAUGCGACGGGAAGUGGGUUUAUAAAAGCGGUGAGAGAAGGUGGUGAAGAUGGAUAUGAGAUUAAGUUACCUGCAAGCUAUGUUGAUGUUGGUGAAAUUCAAUUCAGAGGAUAUAAAAGUAAUCCUGCUACAAAUGACUGGGUUCCCAACCUUGAUCAACAUCUGAUUUUCGUGUCUACGAAGCCGAAUAGGAGCGAGAGCACCUAGAUCUUUGUUUAUUGCUUGGUGUUUGGUGGUACCAUGUUAUGUCUACUGUAAUAAUAAAUAUAAUAAUACAAAGGAGUUUGAUAAUGCAACAAUUUUUGUGAUCCACAA
Messenger RNA from Cicer arietinum (chickpea), 853 nucleotides. RefSeq lists its product as uncharacterized. Lineage: Eukaryota; Viridiplantae; Streptophyta; Magnoliopsida; Fabales; Fabaceae. The record is from RefSeq and is a predicted model, not a curated record.